Molecule: messenger RNA, 1879 nt
Organism: Dioscorea cayenensis subsp. rotundata (Guinea yam)
Lineage: Eukaryota; Viridiplantae; Streptophyta; Magnoliopsida; Dioscoreales; Dioscoreaceae
Product: scopoletin glucosyltransferase-like
Exons: 1
Coding region: 106-1569 (487 amino acids)
Molecular function (GO): UDP-glycosyltransferase activity
Source: RefSeq, a predicted model, not a curated record
GAAAAAUCCUGCCACACUUGCCAUCCUCCAACUCCAAUUAAUUGUUCUUCUAACGCUCAUCUCUCUCUCUCUCUGUCUCUCUGUGUGUAAGCUUGUCAUCCCUUCAUGGCGACCUUAACACAAAAUCAGCUACACAUCCUCUUCUUUCCAUUAAUGGCACCAGGUCACAUGCUUCCCAUGCUCAACAUGGCCAAGCUCUUUGCAUGUCAUGACCACAGAGUUAGAGCCACCAUUCUUACCACCCCAGCCAACGUCACCACUCUUGUCAAAACUAUCACAAUUAACUCAAACUCCAAAAUAGAACUAGCUCUCAUCCCCUUCCCCUCCACCGCCGCCGGUCUCCCCCUCGGCUGUGAAAACCUCACCACCAUCUCUUCUCAUGAUGACCUCACACCCAACUUCAUUCAAGCUGUCUCCAUGCUCACUCAACCCUUUGAACAAAUCCUCAGAGAGCUCAAACCCAAUGUAACCAUCACAGAUGCCUUCAUUCCUUGGACCAUUGACAUCACAACCAAGCUGGGAAUCCCCCAGAUCAUCUCCCAUGGCACCGGCUUCUUUCCUCUUUGUCUUUCUGAUAUCAUAGCAAACUACAAGCCACAUGAGACCUUGCCAGCUGAAACUAUGUCUUUCUUGGUUCCUGGAAUCCCUCACCGGGUUGAGCUUCUCAAGACCCAAGUUCUAGACAUCAUGAAAGCUGGGAAACCAAUGCUUGAUCUCCUGCUUAAGAUUAAGGACACAGAGAGUAGAAGUUAUGGUGUAGUGGUGAAUAGUUUCUAUGAGCUGGAGCCGGACUACGUCCAACACUACCGCACUGUCAUUGGGCGCCGAGCCUGGCAUGUUGGUCCUGUGUCUUUGUGCAAUGAGGAUGUCAUCAACGGUGCUAGUGCUACUGAUGAUAAAGAUCAUGAUGAGUGUUUACGUUGGCUUGAUGAGAAGCAACCCGGGUCUGUUCUUUAUGUUUGUUUUGGGAGCUUGUGUGCCUUCUCUGGUGAUCAGCUACGUGAGAUUGCUUUGGGUCUUGAGGCUUCUAAUCAUGCAUUCAUUUGGGUGGUUCCUAAGGUUCUUAAGAGGGAUGAGGAUAUGGAUUGGAUGCCAGAAGGGUUUGAAGGGAGGAUUAAUAUUGAAGGGAAAAAAGGUUUUAUUAUAAGAGGAUGGGCUCCUCAGUUGUUGAUAUUGAAUCAUAAAGCUGUUGGUGGGUUCAUGACUCAUUGUGGAUGGAACUCUACUCUUGAAGGUGUGUGUGCAGGCUUGCCAAUGAUCACUUGGCCUUUGUUUGCAGAGCAGUUUUACAAUGAAAGGUUGGUUUUAGAUGUGCUGAAGAUUGGUGUUGCUGUUGGGAUGAAGGAGUAUGUGAUGAAGCAUGAGGAUAGGCCAUUGAUUUAUGGGAUAGAUAUAGAGAGAGCUGUGAACUGUGUGAUGGGUGGUGAUGAAGAAGCUGAGGCCAUGAGGAAGAGAGCUAGAGAGUUGGGAGUGAUGGCAAAGAGUGCUGUUAUGGAAGAUGGGUCUUCUUAUACUGAGUUAACUCGGCUCAUCAAUGAGUUGCUUCUCCUUGUUGAAAAUAUUGACUGAAAAUCAGCAAAGACGAGGCUUGCAUGGAGUUGGGAUGGCGCAUAGUUUGAGGAGUCUGAAAAGUAAUGGCGUGGAACCCAAGGUGCAUGCAUUGGUUAAGGUUAUCAGAGAAACUGAAAAGUUGUUUUAAUGAGUCUGUGUUGGCACUCAAUGGUUGGGUAGUCAACUUACUUUCACUGUUUGUCUGUUGUUUUUUUGAAUUCAAAGUACUAUAUUGUCUGUAUGCAUUUAAUGGUUUUUGUCUUUUGUAAUAGCUUUAACUAUGAGUCCUUUUACUUUGAAUGAACUGAUUUGAAUCUUUAGAGUUUCA